This is a messenger RNA of Oryzias melastigma (Indian medaka), 3013 nucleotides long. It is a transcript of the gene golga7ba, whose product is annotated as golgin A7 family, member Ba. Bases 169 to 645 code for a protein of 158 amino acids. NCBI's taxonomy places the organism in Eukaryota, Metazoa, Chordata, Actinopteri, Beloniformes, Adrianichthyidae. Gene Ontology annotation, biological process: peptidyl-L-cysteine S-palmitoylation; protein targeting to membrane. The record is from RefSeq and is a predicted model, not a curated record. The transcript is spliced from 5 exons. Gene Ontology annotation, cellular component: palmitoyltransferase complex.
GCGCGUGCGUGGUUUGUGCUGACCCACAUUAGGGCUCAGCGCACACACUGCUUCAGUGAUGAAUGGCGUGCGCGUCACAGACCCCGCCCUCUCUCCACUGCCCGCCCAUGUCCCGUUAAACCUAGUCGCGCGCGUGUGGGGCUCUUCUCCACGGACACGGAUGGCAACAUGGCGACAGAGUUCCAUAACCUGCAGGAGCUGAGGCGCAGCGCUUCUCUGGCCAACAAAGUCUUCAUCCAGAGGGACUACAGUGAAGGAACAGCCUGCAGGUUCCAGACCAAGUUCCCCUCCGAGCUGGAGAGCAGGAUCGAGCGGACGCUGUUCGAGGACACCGUGAAGACGCUGAACACCUUUUACGCAGAGGCGGAGAAAAUCGGGGGCCAGUCGUACCUGGAGGGCUGCCUGGCCUGCGCCACGGCGUACCUCAUCUUCCUCUGCAUGGAGACGCGAUAUGAGAAGGUGCUGAAGAAGAUAGCCAAGUACAUUCAGGAGCAGAAUGAGAAGAUCUACGCCCCCAGAGGUCUGCUCAUCACCGACCCCAUAGAGAGAGGCAUGCGGGUUAUCGAGGUUUCCAUCUACGAGGACCGAGGCUCCAGCGGCUCCAGCUCCGGCAGCAGCUCGGUGUCCGUCAGCACGGCACGAUGAGAGAAGCCAUCGAUCUGCCCCCGCCUGUGUGUGUGUGUGGGGGGGGGGUCCAUCACUCAUCUGUCACAUGAACUCAUGAUAUUUUUUUACAUUUGUACCUUCGGUGUGCUGCAGACUCUGCAGGAGGACUUUUUUCCCAGAAAAGUUGGAAGGUUUUUCGGUGAAAAUGCUGACGUAAAAUUCACUAAAUGUAGCAGAAACUUCCAGACUUCUUCAUGCUUCUUCACUGAAGUGAACCGCACCAGAGUUCACUUUGUUCAGAUGAGUUUCAGCCAAACCAGGAGAACCUUCAGAGGAAACCAGCUCUGGAGUGGACCAAAGCAGGAUCAGACCUACCAGAGGACAUGAUCCUUUAGGGAUAGUGUGGUGCAUUCAAGAACGCGUUUUUAGCAUACGGUCUGUCGCUACUCUGUUCUAGUGCAUGUGUGUACUCACAGUUGGAAGAGUCAAAUCUGGUGAGUCUGCAUGGGGUAAGAUAGCUGUCAAUAAGAAACAUUCAUAAAGACAAAGUUGUGCACACAUUUAUAUUUUGUGAUCAACUUUGCAGAAAAAAAAUAUGAACACAACAUUUAGUUUUACGUUUAACAUGCCUAUUUUGAAUACGACUUUUCUUUUGUUUUUAAUACGAAUUUCUCCCGUUAACAAACCUCAUGCGAGUGCAGGAACAUCAAUUGAUCAAACUGUUUAUUAUUUAUUUAUUUAAAUAAAACCAAAUAGAAAUUUUAAGAAUGUUAUUGAUGCCAUCACCGGAAAAUGAUCCUAGCUGUUGAAAAUGUAAUAAAACAGAUCAAAACACAGCGAUCUCCGACCGCAUUUUGUGGUUUGUUGCUGAUCGAGUAAACAUUUUAGCAGCGGAUCAUUUGAGAGACAGAAGUGUUGGAAAACUGCCCUAAAAGAAGCAGCAGACGUGCCACUCCACUCAUUAAGUGGUUCAACAAACUUUUUUGUCAAAAAUCCUUGAAAAUAAGAGGGUGACAAAACAAAAACAGCUAAGAUAACUCUGAGUUAAAGUAGCCGGUCAGCUGACUGUAGCACUUGCAAAAACAACUUUUUUUUUUUUUUUCAAAGUUUGUAGGUUCAGAAUACCAAACUUUCUUUCUGUUUCUGAUUUUUCGUUCUUUCUUUCUGACUAAGGCUACGGUCGGCCAACAGUUAGCCUUCUUUUCUGACGGUUUGUGAACAGGAGAAAUUCAUAGUUGUAUUUAAAAAAAAGCCGUGUUUAACGUAACACUAAAUGUUGUUUUCAUAUUUUUUCGAGGGACCUCUGGUCCCACGCAAGAUGACGCCAAAUCAAUCUCUCGCCGCAAGCGUAAAUCGUAACUUUAGCCGGUUGCGUGAGCGGAAAUUCUCUAAACUUUAGGAAACUCUUUCAAAAAUUACAUUUUGAAACCUAAAUUGUAAUAAAUUAUUGCGUGAAAAUUUGUGAGUUCGGAGUUUUGCGAGGUCGGCAGCAGAGCUGCAGGCAACCAGUAGCCAAUGGGAGUCAUCUGCUGUAACACAUGAUCAACGUCGUUCCAGUAGAUUUUGAAGGAGAAAAGCGGCAUGAGCCGCUUUUCUCCUUCAAAAUCUACUGGAAUGACGUUGAUCAUGUUUUUGACACUUUAUUGCAGGUUUAAGUGAAGACUCCAUCAUCUCAGGACUUUACAAAGACUGGAUUUGUGUGGAAAUCCGUCAAGUUAGAUCCUGGAUUUUCCAAGAUUGACCGUUGUUGAAAUGGCAGAGCGUUUAUCCUCAGAGUCUUCUUCCAGGAGUAGUUGGUGUUGCGUGAAGAGCACAAAUCGAGCAACAACUAAAGAAAACAUCCCAACUUUUCUGAGACCAUCGUCAGAACCUCUGUUCUGAAGAAACAGCAGAUCUGCAGCAGACACUGAGCAGAACCAUCCUCCUCUUCAUCACAUGAAAUUCACCAGAACCAGGAGAGCAGAGGCUUUUCUUCCCACAGGCUCUCUGUUUAUGAUGUAGCACAUUUUUCACCAUUUUUUUUUUUUUUUGGCUCCACACAUGAACCUCAGAGCUUUUGUUACUAAUAUGCAAAGAAUCACUGCUCUUUAGAGAGGGAGGGGGGCGGGGUUGUCUUCCUGAAUCCUGAAUGUAGUUUGAAAUAAAGAACUAGAGCUGCUCACAAGUGGUUCUCUUAUUUGGACCGGACGGGUAAGAGAAGAGACAAAGUGGAAUGUUAAAAAUGGAGGAUAAGGGUACAAAAAGGGGCGGAGUCAAGAAGUUGGAGGAUAAAAAAUGACAAAUAAUAGGAGGAGGUAAGAUUGCAAAAAGGUCCAAAACUGUUGUUUAAAGUUUAAAUUAAUCUACUUAAAAAAAAAAAAACUUUACUACUUACUAACUUUUUUCCUUUGCAGUUACUUUUAAAUUU